AUGGCGAACGCCGGGGACAGAGUUAUUUGUGGAGUUGCCGAGUCACAUCACUACAUAUCCCUCCUUCAAACAAGUCUCAAAAUCAAAGACCCUUUUAGCACUAAAUCAAUUCAUGCUCAGAUCAUCAAGUCUGGUCUCCAUUUAGGUCUUUUUGUCGUGAAUAAUCUCAUCAAUGUCUAUGCCAAACUCGGGUAUACUUCUGAUGCGAGUAAGGUGUUCGAUGAAUUGCCUGUUAAGAACAUAUCUUCUUGGAACACUAUUUUAUCUGCAUAUACCAGAGGGGGAAUGAUUUCUGAAGCGGUUUCCUUCUUCAAUAAGAUGCCCGAUCGUGAUUCUGUUUCAUGGACGACAAUGAUAGUGAGUUAUAACCGGUCCGGAUUCUGGGAUGAUGCUCUCAGAUUGUUUUCUAAGAUGGUGUCGUCGCAAGUUCUGCCUAACCAGUAUACUUUUACUAAUGUUCUUGGAUCUUGUGGGGCAAUUAGAGAGUUGGAUGUCGGUAAAAUGGUGCAUUCUUUUGUAAUCAAACUUGGGUUCGUUGACAAUGUCGCUGUUGCCAAUUCGUUGUUAAAUAUGUAUGCAAAGUCCAGGAGUGCAAAUGCUGCGAAGAUGGUCUUCGAGAGCAUCCCGUUAAAGGAUGUCUCGAGCUGGAAUGGGAUGAUUUCCUUGCAUAUGCAGAGUGGUGAGGUUGAUCUCGCACUGACCCUGUUUGAGCAGAUGAAAGAAAGGGAUAUUGUUUCCUGGAACUUAUUAAUCACUGGAUGCAAUCAGCAUGGAUUUGAUGUCAAAGCUCUCGAGAUUUUCUCAACUAUGCUCAAGGACACCAAAAUAAUACCUGACAGGUACGCUCUUGCUAGUGCUCUGUCAGCUUGUGCAAGCACUAAGAAUGUCAGUGUGGGUAGGCAAAUUCAUGGGCACAUUGUUAGAACCAGUUUUAAUACUUCUGGGGCUGUUGGAAAUGCUUUAAUCUGCAUGUACUCCAGAUGUGGAUGUGUUGAAAAUGCUCAUAGAAUUGUUAUUCAAACUGGAAGAUCCAAUUUGAACGUUAUAGCAUUCACAGCACUACUUGAUGGAUAUGUCAAGCUUGGAGACAUCAAUCCAGCAAGACAAAUCUUCGAUUCACUUGCUGAGCGUGAUGUGGUUGUUUGGACAGCAAUGCUAGUUGGUUAUGUGCAGAAUGGAUCCCAUAAUGAAGCAAUGGCUCUUUUCAGAUUGAUGAUGAUCAGAGAUGGUGAAAAACCUAAUAGUUACACUCUAGCGGCCAUCUUGAGCUCAAUCUCAAGCUUGGCUUCUCUAAAUCAUGGCAAACAAAUACAUGCAGUGGCCAUCAGAAUUUUGGAAGCAUCACCUGCUUCGUUGGACAAUGCGUUGAUUAACAUGUAUGCAAAAGCUGGUAACAUUCUUUAUGCCAAGAAAAUAUUUUCUCUAUCACAUCAGAGAAAGGAUGCGAUCUCUUGGACGUCCAUGAUCAUAGCAUUAGCUCAACAUGGAUUGGCAAAAGAAGCCAUUCAUCUAUUUGAAAAUAUGCUUGAAUGCGAUAGUAAGCCAGACCAUAUAACUUAUGUCGGUGUCUUUUCUGCCUGCACACAUGCGGGGUUGGUUGAAGAUGGUCGUAGAUACUACAAAAUGAUGCAAGAAGUACAUGACAUUGUACCCACCUCGAGUCACUGUGCUUGCAUGAUUGACCUUCUGGGACGUGCUGGAUUGCUACAUGAAGCUCUGGAGUUCAUUGAAAAAAUGCCAGUCGAACCAGAUGCAAUAGCUUGGGGUUCACUUUUAGCUGCUUGCAAGAUUCACAAGAAUGCAGAACUAGCAAAAGUAGCAGCUGAAAAUCUUCUGAAGAUCGAUCCAGACAAUGGUGGGGCCUACUCAGCCCUGGCGAAUGCUUAUUCUGCUUGUGGGAGAUGGCGAGAAGCUGCUGGAGUCAGAAAGUCGAUGAAGCUUAAGCAGGUUAAGAAAGAACAAGGUUUCAGUUGGAUACAGAUAAAAAAUGAAGUUCACGCAUUUGGCGUGGAAGACGGCCUUCAUCCACAGAGAGAUGCAAUUUACCAGUUGAUGGAAAAGAUAUGGAAGGAGAUUAAGAAAAUGGGCUAUAUCCCGGAUACAGAUUCCGUUCUUCAUGACCUUGACCCCGAGUUAAAAGAACAGAUUCUCAAACAUCACAGUGAGAAGCUUGCUAUUGCAUUUGGCCUGUUAAAUACUCCAGAGAAUGCCACAUUAAGGAUCAUGAAGAACUUGAGAGUUUGUAAUGAUUGUCAUUCUGCUAUUAAAUUCAUAUCCAAACUUGUAAAUAGAGAAAUCAUUUUAAGAGAUGCUACUCGUUUUCAUCACUUUCAAGGUGGCGUAUGUUCUUGUCGGGACUAUUGGUAA
Molecule: messenger RNA, 2367 nt
Organism: Oldenlandia corymbosa var. corymbosa
Lineage: Eukaryota; Viridiplantae; Streptophyta; Magnoliopsida; Gentianales; Rubiaceae
Source: the annotation of a GenBank genome assembly